CAUAGACGCGUUGAAUCACACGCAUGUUUGUGAAAUUUAUAACAAGAAUCUCAAAGAAGUAUUGAUUUCCGUUUUCCGGCAUCGUAUUAUUUUAUAGAAGCGUAGUUUUGAUAAAAUAAUUGUUGAUAGUUUGUUCUUGAACUCAAAAAAUAAAUAUUUGUGUAUUGUAUGGUUGUUUUGUGUGAAUCAUAUCAAUUUUAAGACUUAGUUUAAUUCAACAUAACAUUUCAAAUCGAACAGUAAAGCUUUGUUUAAAAAGCGGCGUUUUAGUAAUUCAGUGAAUGUGUUUAUUGUAAAUUGUUUAAUGAAAAUGGGAGCUGCUGCUAAAUCUGGACCACAAAAUAAUGUCGGAAAGAAACGUAAACGUCCACAAGGUAUGAAAAAAGGUCCAAAAUCACGACCUCCAUCAUUGUUUGCAAAUCCAACACGACCACCAUUCCCACCACCAAUGGGACCAAUACCACGUGGAAUGCGACGUCCACCAUUUCCACCAGGUCGUAUGCCACCAGGCAUGCGUGGGGGUCCCAUUGGACCCCCAAUGCCUCCAAUGGGAAUGCGUGGUCCAAUGGGACCAAUGCCACCACCUCCAAUGAUGCGUGGCCCACCAAUGUUAAAUCGUGGACCACCUUUACCACCACCAAUGAUGAUGGGUCGUGGUGGUCCACCAAUGAUGGGACCACCACCAAUGGGUCCACCGUUUGGACCACCAAUGCCACUAAUGGGUGGUAUGAAUGGACCACGGAAUGGACGUAUGAACGGACGUUCACGUGGUGUUAAAAAGUUUGGUAAAAAAAAGAAAACAAAAUUUGGUAUAAACAACGAAGAAAACUUGAGUAAACCAUGGGUAACAGAUGAAUUACGCGAGGAAAUCAAAAAGAAAGAUGAACUUUUAAAGAAAGCUCAAGAAACGAAUAAAAACGAAGAUUGGGAGCCAUAUAAAACACAACGUGAUAAAUGUGUUAAAAUGUAUCAAACAGCAAAAGCUGAAUAUGUUGGAAAGCAUCCAGAAGAGGUUGAUUUACAUUUGAGUGAUGAGAAUGAUGAUGAAAAUGAAAGUGAUGAAGAGUAUGAUGACGAAGAUUACGAUAAUGGAGUACAAUACGAUAAUGAAGAUUAUGAUAAUGACGAUAUUGAAGAAGGGCAGUACACUGAUAAUACGGAUAAUGAUAGCGAACUAUAUUGUGAUGCAUGCGAUAAAUCAUUUCGUACAAACGCCCAAUUACAACAUCAUAAAAGCGAACAUCAAUUAUGUGGUAUUGAUGGUUGUAAAUAUUUCGCACAUUAUGCGUUAAUUGAUAAACAUAUACGUAUUCAGCAUCAAACUGGACUUUAUCAAAAGAUUAAAAAACAAUUAUUAAGUGAUAAUAGUGAUCAGGAUGUUGAUAUACAAAAAUGGCGUGCACAACGGAAAAUGAAUUAUCCAAGUAAAGAUAAUGUGAUACAACGACAAUUGAAACAGGAGGAAUUAUUAAAGCGGGGAGAGAAAUUAUGGAUUGACAAAAAAUUAAAUAGACGACAACAAAGAAACAAAGGCGAAGCAGGAACAUCAACUGAAACUAAUGAUAAAUCAAAAAGACAAAAGCGUAAAAGACUCAAUCGUAACGAACGAAAUCAUAAUCAAUUAGUUAAAGUGUUAACACGUGAUACCGAGAAUGAUAAGAAUAUGACAUUAUCACUAACAUCCGAUGAAGAGGAUAACGAUAAUGAUGAAGUAAACGGAAAUUUAAUGCAAUUUAAAGGAACGAAAUUAUUAUUUCCAAAUGAGAAUGAUAAUGACGAUAAAGAAGAUACAUUAAAUUAUGAUAUUGAUGAUACUGAAUGGGAUGAUAUUAAACAAUCAUGUGAUAAUCAAAAUGAUAAUACAUUUAACAACGUGACACCACCAACAAUCAAUUUAUCAAGUAAAUUGGGUGCUGAUGUUAGUAAAAUUGUAUUUAAUAAUUCAUUGAGAGGUUUAAUGUGCGCUUAUGAUUCAGCCAAUUCCGAUGAUGAUGACGACAAUAUUCCAUUAUCAAUUGAAAAGAAGAACGAUCAAGUUGCAACUUCAAAUUUAUCGCAGAACAAUGAUAAAGUUGCGUUAUCAAAUGAUAAUAAAGUUGGAUCAUCAAAUUUAUCGCACAACUCCGAUAAAGUUGCAUUAUCAAAUGAUAAUAAAGUUGAAUCAUCAAAUUUAUCGCAAAACAAUGAUAAACUUGCAUUAUCAAAUGAUAAUAAUAUCGAGAAUGUUGAAGAUGAGGACUCCUCACCUCCGAUUGAAAUGAAAAUCAGUCGAAAUAAUGAUAGGACACCGAUUGAAAUUGAACAAAUAAAAAAUAAUGAAAAUAAAACAGAAAAACGAGAGAGAAGAAAGCGUGGUGAAAAAUGUAAUAAUAAAAGAAAUAAUAAUCGUAAAAAAGGGCCUGGUGGAAAUCAACCACCAAAAAAAGAACAAUUCAAACGAAAUCGUCGUCCUACGUUGUUAGAAAAAUUAUUAGUAAAUGAAAUUCGACAUGAACGUAACGUGAUUUUACAAUGUAUUCGAUAUAUUAUUCAAAAUAAUUAUUUCGAAUAGUUUUUUCGAGCUGUCGUGAUUGAUUCGAUAUGGAUGAUUUAUUUAACAAGAUUAAAUGCUAGUCGCAUAAUUUUUUAAAUUUUUAACUCGAAAUACAUUUUCUUUCAAUUAAAUCUGGAACAAUUUACCAAAAGAUUAGAAUAAGGUGAUUCGAUUUUUUUCUG
Molecule: messenger RNA, 2715 nt
Organism: Chrysoperla carnea
Lineage: Eukaryota; Metazoa; Arthropoda; Insecta; Neuroptera; Chrysopidae
Exons: 3
Coding region: 305-2551 (748 amino acids)
Biological process (GO): box C/D snoRNP assembly
Cellular component (GO): nucleus
Molecular function (GO): RNA binding
Source: RefSeq, a predicted model, not a curated record